Molecule: messenger RNA, 3436 nt
Organism: Melopsittacus undulatus (budgerigar)
Lineage: Eukaryota; Metazoa; Chordata; Aves; Psittaciformes; Psittaculidae
Gene: AMD1
Product: adenosylmethionine decarboxylase 1
Exons: 9
Coding region: 387-1412 (341 amino acids)
Biological process (GO): spermine biosynthetic process; spermidine biosynthetic process
Cellular component (GO): cytosol
Molecular function (GO): adenosylmethionine decarboxylase activity
Source: RefSeq, a predicted model, not a curated record
ACAGUAUGGCCGGCGACAUUAGCUAGCGCUCGCUCAACGCUCUUCUCUGUAACAGGGGAACACACGGACUACAAGGAACCGAACCGCAUCGCUUGCCCGCCCGCACCCCCGCUCGGACUGUAACCCUCUCACAUACGCUCACGCCGCACCCGCCGCCGCGCACUCGGGUGGUUCUCGCUGGUUAAAAAAAAAUAAUCCUGCUUAUUAUUAUUUGUUUUUUAUUAUUAAUAUUAAGCAAAUCCCCUGGAAGGUGAAACCCGCCCGGGACGGACUGGGACCCGGCGGCGGCAGCGCAGCUCGUGCAGCAGCGGCAAACGGUAGCGGCCGGGGGCGGUAGUUUGGUUGUCGUUAAUUUCUGUGGUUGUUGGUUGCCGAGUUGUCUCACCAUGAAGGAGAACGGUGCACACUUCUUCGAAGGGACCGAGAAGCUGUUGGAGGUGUGGUUCGCCCGGCAGCAGCCCGCGCAGCAGGAGCCGCACCAGAGCAAGGGGUCCGGCGAUCUUCGCACCAUACCCAGGAUUGAGUGGGACAAACUUCUGGAGAAUGUGCAUUGUUUGAUCAUAAGUGUGACAAAAACUGACAAGCAGGAAGCUUAUGUACUCAGUGAGAGUAGCAUGUUUGUCUCCAAGAGACGUUUCAUUUUGAAGACGUGUGGUACCACCCUCUUACUGCAAGCACUGGUUCCCCUGUUGGAGCUUGCUAGGGAGUACAGUGGGUUCGACUCAAUUCAGAGCUUCUUUUAUUCACGUAAGAAUUUCAUGAAGCCUUCCCACCAGGAGUACCCACAUAGGAAUUUCCAGGAAGAAGUAGAGUUUCUUAAUGAAAUUUUCCCAAAUGGAGCAGCUUAUUGCAUGGGGCGUAUGAAUUCUGAUUGCUGGUACCUGUACACCCUGGAUUUCCCAGAGAGUCGGAUAUCCAAUCAGCCUGAUCAGACACUGGAAAUUCUGAUGAGUGAGCUUGACCCAGUAGUUAUGGACCAGUUCUACAUGAAAGAUGGUGUUACUGCAAAUGAUGUCACUCGUAUGAGUGGAAUUCGUGACCUGAUACCAGGUUCUGUUAUUGAUGCUACAAUGUUCAAUCCUUGUGGGUAUUCAAUGAAUGGGAUGAAAUCGGAUGGAACUUACUGGACUAUUCACAUCACUCCGGAACCAGAGUUUUCUUACGUUAGUUUUGAAACAAACAUAAGUCAGACCUCUUAUGAUGAUCUGAUUAGAAAAGUGGUAGAGGUUUUCAAGCCAGGAAAAUUUGUGACAACCCUCUUUGUUAAUCAGAGCUCUAAAUGUCGUACAGUGUUCUCUUCUGCCCAGAAGAUUGAAGGGUUUAAACGUCUUGAUCACCAGAUUGCCCAAUUCAGUGAUUACAAUUUUGUUUUUACCAGUUUCACAAAAAAUCGCCAGCAACAGCAUAGUUGAUUAAGAAUGAAGAAAAAGCGCAAAAAGAAAUCCCAUAUAGAAGGUGGUGGUUGCUUUCUAGUUAAUGAUUCAGGGGGCCAUGCUUUCCACUCCCACCACCUUGUAGCUGUGGAAAGCCCUAGGUGUAAUCAUAGUAUAACCAUUUUGAAUUGUAUGCAUUAUUAUAUCAAGGAGUUAGGUAUCUUGCAUGAAUGCUCUCUUCUGUGUUUAGGUACUCUAUGCCACUCUUGCUGUGAAAUUGAAGUGCAUGUAGAAAAAUCUUACUGUAUGAAACUUUACAACACUUGUAAAAAUGAUUCAGGUAGAAUUGCACACAGUAUAGUUUUUCUCCAGGUAUCACCAAAAAUUCCCCACAGACAAGGCUUUCGUCCUCAUUAGGCUUUAGCCUCCACCUGCUCACUGGGGACAGUUCUCUGUUAAAUCGUCACUCUUUUUUCAUUUAUGUUAUGAUUUCAGCCUAAAACAGUUUUUGACAAACUUUUAUGAUUUCUAAUGAAACUUAUUCCUCACUAACAUGUCUAUGUUUGGAAGAAGUUCCUAAAACAGUUACAAAUAGUUUUGCUACUACAAGUGGUGGCUGAUUUAUUUUUAAAUCUGACUUUUCAUGCUCUAAUAAAGCUUAAAGGAAUUUGCUCAGCUGUAUUGCAGCACUGGGCUAAUGCAUUGGUCUUUCACCUUUAGAAACUUGGGUCUCGGUACUAAUGCUGGUAAAAUUUCAUCUUACCUUAAUGCCUCUUUAUCUGUCUACACCCCUGAGUGUCACACUACUGCACAAUGGCAGAAUUCAAAGAAGGUCCAAGGCUGUAAGUGCUUUGGUGUAUUUGUGUGACAGCUCUGCAAAGUGCAAGCUCAUUUUGGCACCAGACAUUUUCUUUCCUAAUCACCAGUUAUGUCAGACUAAGAGGCUGGUGCUUUUGGGUGCUGGCAAGUAGAGCUAAUGAAGGAGUGGGAUUUGCCAGUCUGGGUGUGUUGAUUAAUUUGGAUUACUCUCGGUAAAACCUGUGACCUAUCACUUCUAACUGUAAAGAGUGCUUCUAAACUGGUUCAGUGUCACUUCAUUUUGUUGUUCAAAGCGAAGCUAAUGCCUCUAUCUUGUGACAGUCCUGUGACAUUGUUGUGCACGUGACUUACGUUGUAUUUGAGUGUUGUGACUUCAUCUGUUUUUUUCCUCCUAAUUACUAAGGUGGUUCCUCUUAUGGUGACUUGAGGGCAUUAAAGUGAAGGCAUAGAACAAGAACUGUCUGGGACACCUGGACAGCAGUGAAGUAGAAUGCUAUUCCUAGAGCAUGAAUAAGUGUAAUUCAAAGUCACUUUAAUGGUAUUGACUAAAGUACAGGCUUGAAAGAGCUGGCACACUUUCAGCUAUGUUUGCAAAUACUGGGAUUUUAACAGCUGUGAGACCAGCAUGUUAGCUACAAAAUUGAGAUUAUUUUUUUACCCCUCUUGUCCUAGUGAUGUUUUGACUCUCUCUGGUUUGAUGCAAUGGUUGCUUUUUGGUUUUUGGUUGUUUUUUUUCCUUCCAUAUUUAUAAAUGAAGCACUUUUCCAGUGCUUCUAAACUAAAGUCUACUUGGUUAGAAAUCAAGUGGUUGGAACAGCUUGAUUUUUUUUUUUUUUUUUUUUUUUUUAAAUCUAUUGUUGAUGUUCUUUACCAAUGUUAUGGAUUACAUGCUGUAAAUGGCACUAAUGCUUUUUGAUGUUAAUAUUGAGGACCAAUAUUUCAGUGGAGUUUUUUUUGUUUUUUGUUUUUUUAACAUUGUCCCAACUGACCUGACAUUUGCUGGCUUGAGGUCCUUUAAGAAGACUGAAGAUCCCUUUUCAAGUAAUACUGAAGUACACAAUUUACAGAUAGAAGCAUAAGCCUCAGCUAUAAAAAUGAAAGCUGUUGAAUGGAUUACUGAACUAUCUAGGGUGAUCAGGAUGGGGGGAGUAUGGUGUUUAUAAUUUCUGUGGUGUUAGACUUUGAUCAUUUAAAAAUAUCUGUACCACAACUUAAUGCUUCAAUAAAAGUUCGCUUAAAUUGUU